Molecule: messenger RNA, 1707 nt
Organism: Staurois parvus
Lineage: Eukaryota; Metazoa; Chordata; Amphibia; Anura; Ranidae
Source: the annotation of a GenBank genome assembly
AUGGAGAGUCAUUUUAUAUUGAGGGUGAGCGUCUCCUCAGACCAGGGCGGCAGGAAGUACAUGGAGGAUGUCACCCAGGUGCUGGUGGAGCCGGAGCCGGGGGAAGGAGAACUUUCCUGGGAGGAAGAGGAGGAAGACGACGACGACCAGGAGGGAGUAGAGGACUCCCCGAGCCGGACUCCAGCCCACAGCCGGAGCGCCCCGGGGAGGAGCGGCCAGUCUGUGGCCUUCUUCUCGGUGUUUGACGGACACGGCGGACGGGAGGCCGCUCACUUCGCCCGGGAUCACUUGUGGGGCUUCAUUAGGAAGCAGAAGGGCUUCAUGUCACGGGACCCGGAGGAAGUGUGUGCCGCCAUCCGUAAGGGCUUUGUGGCUUGUCACCAUGCGAUGUGGAAGAAGCUCCCUGAAUGGCCAAAAACAAUGACUGGACUCCCUAGUACGUCAGGAACUACUGCAAGUGUUGUUAUUGUGCGUGGAAAUAAACUAUAUGUUGCCCAUGUUGGUGAUUCUGGCGUUGUAUUUGGGAUUCAGAAUAGCGCUAAAGAGACUGUGAAGGCCUUGGAAGUGACGCAAGACCAUAAACCUGAGCUCCCGAAGGAACGAGAAAGAAUAGAAGGGCUUGGUGGCAGUGUUAUUAAUAAAUCUGGUGUGAAUAGAGUGGUUUGGAAAAGACCUCGUUUAACACACAAUGGUCCUGUAAGAAGAAGUACAAUAAUCGACCAGAUUCCUUUCCUGGCUGUGGCUCGUGCCCUUGGUGAUUUAUGGAGUUAUGACUUCUACAGUGGGGAGUUUGUGGUGUCUCCUGAACCCGAUACAAGUGUGCACACAAUUGAUCCUCAGAAGCACAGGUUUAUCAUUAUUGGCAGUGAUGGCCUUUGGAACAUGGUCUCUGCACAGGAUUCAGUUUCAUUGUGCCAAGAGCUGGAGAAAUCCUGCGCAUAUGGAGAAUGUGGGCAGUCGUGUGCAAAAAUACUGGUAAAUCGGGCACUGACACAGUGGAGACAACGCAUGUUGCGAGCUGACAACACAAGUGCUAUUGUCAUUCGCAUCUCUUCUGAUUCAGAAAAACAUAGAUGUUGUGCUAAUGAGGAGCUGCUAAUAAAUUUGUCUGAGAGACCACGCUACAAUAGCCAGGACAUGUACCUUAUGUCAACAUCACCUUGUUCCACACCACCAGUCAAGAUACUGGAAGAUGAUCCUUGGUGGAGACUUACUCUAUCUGAGCCUCUUCCAUCCCUUAUUCGCCGAAAUGCCUUCUCUGAUAGCUGUAGCAAAUGGGGCUGUGAGUCAGGCAAAUCUAAAGCACUUGCAAAUCCUUCACGUCCUUUAGGGGAUUCUGGAAAGCCUGAAGAUAGUGAGUGGGCCAGUGGAUCUCCAAACAUCUCCCCUUCUAUAUAUCUCUUCCCUGGCACCUCUUCAGCUGUUGGUUCAAAGGGCACUAAAACAACAAGUAGUAAUAGUCCAAAAACUGAAAUAGAAAAGUUAUCAUCUUUGAAACGGACACUAGAGGAGUCCAACAGUGGACCUGCAGUGAAAAAACCAAGACGGACCUUAACUAGGAGUAGCAGUGUGCAGCCUGAAGGCCCAUCUACCACACCGAAAAGGAGAAGUACGGAAAGGGUGAUAAUGAGACGCAGUCUUAGAGGCCAGAAGAAACUUGGACAUCCUUUAUUACAUGAGCAUAGAAAAAGUAUAUGUGUGUGUUGA